GAGAAAAGAAGUGAAGAAAAAUGGUUGGUCAAGCCUACGAUACCAAGAACUCCGUUUCUGCUACUAAUCCCACCGAGAAUGUUGUUCUCUCCCAAGGUUCCAUUAUCAAUCUCGAUCAAGGUGAUCCGACAAUUUUUGAGUCGUAUUGGAGGAAGAUGGGUGACAAGUGUACGACAGAGAUUUCAGGCACUGACUGCAUGAGCUAUUUCAGUGAUGCCGGGAACUUAUGCUGGUUUCUGGAGCCACAGCUCUCCGAUACGAUCAAGAGGCUGCAUCGUACGGUUGGUAAUGCAGUGACAGAAGAUCGAUACGUGUUGGUGGGGACUGGCUCAACACAGCUGUUUCAGGCCGCGCUUUACGCUCUCAGUUCUCCUAGUGGGAACGAAAGCAUCAGUGUUGUGUGCGCUGCCCCCUACUACUCGUCAUACAAAGAGGAGACAGAAUUCCUGCAAUCAGGGCUCUAUAAGUGGGCUGGCGAUGCAUAUGCCUUUGAUAAGGAUGGACCUUACAUUGAGGUUGUCACCUCACCAAACAAUCCUGAUGGUGCUAUCCGAGAAGCUGUGGUGAACAGAGAGGAAGGCAAGCUUAUCCAUGAUCUUGCCUAUUACUGGCCACAAUACACAUCCAUUACUCGCCCAGCAGAUUAUGAUAUCAUGCUGUUCACAUUUUCCAAAAGCACCGGACAUGCUGGUUCCCGAAUUGGAUGGGCUCUGGUUAAGGAUAAAGUGGUGGCCAGGAAGAUGACUAAAUUCAUAGAGGUUAGCUCCAUUGGUGUAUCUAAAGAAUCACAGCUUCGAGCUGCAAAGAUCCUAGGAGUUCUUAUUGAAAACUGCCAGCAUCUUGGGACUGCUGAUUCCGACAACUUCUUUGAGUACAGCCAGGGCCUCCUGACUAAAAGAUGGGAGAAAUUGCGAGAUGUUGUUAAAAACAGUCAAAUUUUCAGUCUGCCAAAGUACCCACAAAAGUGGUGCAGUUUCACUGGAAAGUACACAGAAUCACGUCCUGGCUUUGCAUGGUUGAAGUGCAAGGCGGAUAUAGACUUUGAAAUUCUAUUAAGAUCACAUAAGAUACUGACAAGGGGUGGGGAGCGUUUCGGAGUUGGUCGACAGUACGUCAGGAUCAGCUUGCUCAGUCAAGAAGAAGCAUUUAACCUUUUUCUGGAGAGAUUAUCAGCAAUCAAAGGGCAAGGCAUCAUCAGUGAAGAAAAUCACAUGUAACA
This is a messenger RNA of Hevea brasiliensis (rubber tree), 1219 nucleotides long. Its product is annotated as L-tryptophan--pyruvate aminotransferase 1-like. Gene Ontology annotation, molecular function: transaminase activity; carbon-sulfur lyase activity. The record is from RefSeq and is a predicted model, not a curated record. NCBI's taxonomy places the organism in Eukaryota, Viridiplantae, Streptophyta, Magnoliopsida, Malpighiales, Euphorbiaceae. Gene Ontology annotation, biological process: amino acid metabolic process. The coding region runs from base 21 to 1217 and encodes 398 amino acids. The transcript has 5 exons.